Molecule: messenger RNA, 1194 nt
Organism: Etheostoma spectabile (orangethroat darter)
Lineage: Eukaryota; Metazoa; Chordata; Actinopteri; Perciformes; Percidae
Product: zona pellucida-like domain-containing protein 1
Exons: 9
Coding region: 1-1194 (397 amino acids)
Source: RefSeq, a predicted model, not a curated record
AUGAGGUGUGUUACAGCUUUGGGGAGUUUGAAAAAGGAGCGGCUGGAUUUAAAUAUCACUUGUCAGAAAAAAGCUAUCUCAGACAUCAAGGUUAACUGUGGCUCUCAGACGGUGGAGCUCAAGAUCCUCCUGUGUCCCGUGUACUUCAAUGGGUACAACGAAUCACUGCUGGCCCUCAACUCAGAGCACUCCAAAGACCAGUGUAAAGGGACACCUGACUGGACAGCGGACCCGCCUGUUGUCAAAUUCAACUUCUCCAUCACAGAGGAGGCGAUCACUUUCUGCUCCAGCAAGCUGACUCUCACUGAGGAGGUGGGAACCGGAAUGUUUGCGGACUUCUCCAACGUCCAGUACAUCGGCAUCGCAGGCAUGAUCUGCUUUGAGGACCCCAACAAAAUAGGUAUCACCUAUCAACAAGAGGUGAAGUACAGGUUCUCCUGCCUCUACCCACUGCAGUACCUGGUCAACAACGUUCAGAUGAGCGUGUCUGGGGUCAGCCUGGCAGUCAAAGAUGAUAAUGGGAGUUUCAUCAGCUCACUGAGCAUGCGACUCUACUCGGACCGUGGCUACUCCUCCACGCUGCAGAUCCCUCCAGGAGGCCUGGAUCUAAAGACCAGGAUCUUUGUAGAAGUCAAUGCGUCCAACCUCACUAACAGAUUCAACGUGCUCCUGGACCGAUGUUACGCCACAGCCUCGCUCUUCCCCACCAACGCCACACAUUAUGAUCUCUUUGUUGGGUGUAACCGGGAUGCCCAGACAGUAGUGGGAGUCAACGGAGUGCAGCAGAAAGCCCGUUUCUCCUUCGAGGCUUUCCGCUUCGUCCAAAGCAAAGACGUAGCUCUCUCCACCUACUAUGUACACUGUGCCACCAGGCUCUGUGUGAACACUUUCUGCCCCAACUUCAUUCAGAACUGCACUACCGGCACCAACUCCAGGAGGCACCGCAGUGCCAACACCAACCACCAGGGUACCACAGUGAGCGACAUGGCCACCGUCAGCUCGGGCCCCAUCACUACCCGCACAGAUAUCGGUGAGAAUGUGUCGCUUUCCUUCCCAGGUGCUCAGCCGACUCCUUUGAACAGUACCGUGCUGGCGGUUUCAGUCAUAGCAGCCAUGUUGGGAGUCAUAUGUUUUACUCUGGUGGCUUUCAUUGUUUACCAGAGGCACAACUCCAACGUCAGUUCUACUAAGUAG